AAGAAUGCUAAAGCAGCUUGUCUUCGCUCAUAGCUCGCUCUCCGCUGUUCGUUGAUGACGUUGCUACCUGCACCUGUGUUGUCCUCGCUUUGGACAUUCACACUUUAUUUUUAACUCGAAAAUAAGAUCAGAAUCUGCAUCAUGUUUUUGGCCAUAUUUUGUGUAGCCUUGGCCGCGAUUUUCUUCUUUUACCUGAAAUGGGAAUACUCGUCUUACGUGAAAACCAUCGAUCUGAUUCCAGGACCUCCGAAAGUUCCUUUUUUUGGAAACGCACUUUCGAUUCCUCUCGAUCCUUACGGUGCUCUGCAAACUAUUUCGGUGGAGUGGCCCAAAAAGUACGGACAUUUUAGACGCGGCUGGUUCGGAUUGAACGGUUACAUUGACAUCUCUUGCCCAAUAGCAGCAGAGGAAAUACUGUCGAGUCCAAAAUUCAUCGAUAAGGGCAAAGAAUACUCUUUGCUGAUGCCAUGGCUAGGUGAAGGACUCCUUACUUCAACAGGUAAUAGGUGGCGGAUAAGGAGACGUUUGCUGACUCCGGCCUUCCAUUUCCAGAUACUCGACAAUUUCUUUGACACCUUUAAUAAAAAUGCCGAUAUUCUGUGCCAACAAUUACAUGGUUCGUUAUCCAAGAAAGCGGAAUUGAAUCAAACGGAAGAAAUUGAAGUCUUCCCUUACCUCAAACGAUGCACCCUUGACAUUAUUUGCGAAGCAGCUAUGGGCAUCCAGAUUAAUUCGCAACUUGAAAAUUCUGAAUAUCCCAAGGAACAUGAAUAUCCUAAUGCGGUGCAUAGGUAUACCAUGGUAUUAUUUGAGUAUUUCAAUUCGAUAUGGAGUUUUUUCCCUCAACGGAUUUACUUUAUGACGAAGCACGGCAAAGAGUAUCAGAAAUGCUUGAAAAUUAUUCACGACUUCACAUCCAAAGUGAUUCAAGACAGAAAAAAAGAAAUCGAUCAAGAAAUUACGACGACAGAGAUGAAACAAGACGAAACUGAGGAAUCGCAGUUUGAACCAAAAAAACGAAGGGCUUUUCUUGAUUUGAUGCUAAUCGCUGCGAAAGAAGGAGCGGAUCUGACAGACAUGGAUAUCCGCAAUGAAGUCGACACUUUUAUGUUUGAGGGUCAUGAUACAACCGCCUGUGCUGCAGUUUGGUUCUUAUACUGUAUGGGAAUUCACCCCGAUUGUCAGGAAUUAGCAAGAGAGGAGCUAAACGACGUGUUUGGAGAUUCAGAUCGCCCUUGCACCAUAGAGGAUGCGUCCAAACUGAAAUAUUUAGAAUGCUGCAUCAAGGAAACGCUCCGUCUUUAUCCGAGUGUUCCAUUAAUCAAACGAUCCAACAAUGAGGACUUUGUACUCAGUAACGGAUACAAAAUCCCAGCUGGCGCAACCUACUCUGUUCAUAUCUUCGCUCUCCACCGCAACGAAGAAAUCUUCCCAGAUCCUCUUUCGUUCAAACCCGAAAGAUUUUAUAGCGACCAAUGUAGCGGGAGACAUCCGUUCGCCUUUGUCCCUUUUAGUGCCGGCCCAAGGAACUGCAUUGGUCAAAAGUUCGCUCUCUACGAAGAAAAAGUUAUCUUUUCGACUUUGCUCAGGCGGUUUCGAUUUACUUACAACACUUUCAAACACGGACCGGUCAAACCUUUCAUGGAUAUUUUACUCAAACCCCAUAGCGGAAUGCCACUGAUAAUCACACCGCUUCCUACAAAACAUUAAAAAAAUACAUUAUAUAUUUAAAGAACUAAGUAAAAAUUGGUAACGAACAACUCUGUGACAGACCAUAAUCAAACUCGAAUAUCACAUAAUUUAUUUUUUAAACCUAACCAUUUAAUCUUGAUUAAGAACGCCACUAAGUAAUAAAUACGCGCAAAUGAAAGUUAUUCACACAAAGAUACCAUGGUCUUUCUGGUUUCUUGUUGAUUCAAUUUUGCUUGUCAAAAAAUCACUGCAGUUGUUAUUUGUUGCGCAACACAGUUGUAAAAAACUUUUAAUGCCACUGGUCGUUUUUAGCCAAUAGUUUUUGAUUGGUGAUGCGGUAACAGCAGUAUUUUAGUGUAAUUCGAUCCUUCAUCCGAUUUACUUUGAUACUUGGAUGUUGCCAUACUACUUGGAAUUAUAAUUGCCAAUAGCAAAUAAAUACGCUCGAUAGACUCUGUUAAUAC
This is a messenger RNA of Daphnia pulicaria, 2156 nucleotides long. Its product is annotated as cytochrome P450 4C1-like. The coding region runs from base 142 to 1710 and encodes 522 amino acids. Gene Ontology annotation, molecular function: oxidoreductase activity, acting on paired donors, with incorporation or reduction of molecular oxygen; monooxygenase activity; iron ion binding. The record is from RefSeq and is a predicted model, not a curated record. NCBI's taxonomy places the organism in Eukaryota, Metazoa, Arthropoda, Branchiopoda, Diplostraca, Daphniidae. The transcript has 11 exons.